AUGGAAUCAUCCCUGCCUGAACAGAUAUUCCUCGAUAUUCCCAUCGCAGACGUCAUCAACAAAACGACUAAAAGACAACUAGUCGAGCCAUGGGCAUCUCGGUACUGCACAGCCAUCGCUGAAAAGCGCUAUGGUGAUGCGAUUUGGGCGCGAUACCAUAUAGAUGGACGCGCUAAAGAUGGUAUCUACACCAAUCUGCGGGAUAAUGGUGAUGGGCCAUUUGAAUUACACGAAACUAGUGUUUACGAUGUGAUUAUGGAAGAUGCCCGAGAACUUGCGCAAAGUGAUCCGGAGCUUUAUAGCGAGACACUUCGAUUCUAUCGCGAUUCUAGUCCAAGUGACGGUCGACGGGAUAUCAUUGAUGGACUCUUCAGGAUAGGAUCGGCUUGCCUAGCUAGUGGGUGA
Messenger RNA from Aspergillus luchuensis, 405 nucleotides. RefSeq lists its product as uncharacterized. Lineage: Eukaryota; Fungi; Ascomycota; Eurotiomycetes; Eurotiales; Aspergillaceae. The transcript has a single exon. Bases 1 to 405 code for a protein of 134 amino acids. The record is from RefSeq and is a predicted model, not a curated record.